Molecule: messenger RNA, 1041 nt
Organism: Tripterygium wilfordii
Lineage: Eukaryota; Viridiplantae; Streptophyta; Magnoliopsida; Celastrales; Celastraceae
Product: hydroxyproline O-galactosyltransferase GALT3-like
Exons: 2
Coding region: 30-1007 (325 amino acids)
Cellular component (GO): Golgi membrane
Molecular function (GO): hexosyltransferase activity
Source: RefSeq, a predicted model, not a curated record
AACAAAUCCCCUCUCGUUUUUAUGCUAAAAUGGUUGCAAACACCCAAACAACAAUGAAGACCAAAUCCACAAGGCUUUUCUUCUCAUUGUUGUUCAUCUUUUCUCUCUGUGUCCUGGCUUCCCUCAACGAAUUUCGAUUCGAUAGCUUGGUAAAUUUUGGUAGAUGUGCUUUUGCAAACACUAAUCCCUCCCUAUCCGACAAUUCUUCUUCUGUCAUUACUUCCCUUUCCGAUCGAAAUUCAAAUUCCUCAACAGAUGAUAUCCGGAUAUUGAUUGGAAUCCUAACGUUGCCCGACCAAUACCAACGCCGCCAAUUUCUGCGUCUGGUGUAUGGCACGCAAUCUCCUCCAACGGGCGCUCAAGUAGACGUGAAGUUUGUGUUCUGCAAUCUAACAAAAGAAGAGCAGAAGGUAAUCGUUGCAUUGGAGAUAAUGCGUUACGACGACAUCAUAAUCCUCAAUUGCACAGAGAACAUGAACAACGGUAAAACCUACACAUUCUUUUCCAGCUUACCUGAGAUGCUAAGCGCGGCGGACAAACCUUACGAUUACGUGAUGAAAGGCGACGAUGACAUUUACAUUAGACUCCAAAACCUUGUGGAGUCAGUAAGGCCAUUAGCAAGACAAGAUUUGUACUAUGGUUUUGUAAUACCAUGUGAAAGUAUGGAAUCUUUUAAGGGACAUUACAUGGCUGGUAUGGCAUAUUUGGUUUCUUGGGACAUUGUGGAGUGGAUUAGGGUUUCCGAAAUCCCUAAGAACAAUUUGCAUGGACCAGAAGACAAAGUGUUCGGAGAGUGGCUGAGAGAUGGUCGUCGGGGGAAGAACAGGUACAAUGCUAAGUGGUCUAUGUACAAUUUUCCUGAUCCACCCAAUAAGUGUAGUCAUGAGUUUGGACCUGACACGGUUGCGGUUCACUUGUUGAAGAAUCAAGACAAGUGGGUUAAGACAUUGAAUUACUUUAAUGUCACUCACAAUCUUAAGCCAUCUAAGUUGUAUCAAUAUAUUUAGUAUUAUUCAUUAUUUUAUCCUUUGCAAAAGCUUA